CAAUAUAUCAUAUCAUUUGAUGAACAAAUCCAAUUCAAAUGCUUCAGCUGAUCCUUUAGGACAGACCAUAUGUCUGAACAAAUGUCCGCAAGACUGCAGAGUUUGUGGCAAAAGGCGACCAAUUAUUUGAGUCCAUUAAUAAUAGGAUCUAAUUGUCAAUCAGCAGACCAAGAGUUUAACGGAGAAGUGGUUUACAGCAAAAACAAUGUUUGCGUUCACUCGACAGACAAACAUAAUAACCAAUUGAACCACAAUUUAGGUUACCUUACGAUCAAAACACAUCUGAAUAAAGACGAGACAAGUGAUGACCAGAAGUGGACACUUUGUCUUCAAUGGACGUCUAAUGAAUGUCUGACCAAACAGUUUGAUAACAAUCACGAGAAUUGCGCUCAAAGUGAUUGUGAUUACAAUGAUCUGCAAAUAACGAGUGAAGACCAGACACUAAGAGGAAGCGAUAGCUUUAAUGAUGUUUUCGUCUAUGAUCUGAACAUAAUUGUUAGCAACGAUAACAAUAAUUACCAUAAUUUCUCAAAUUCUAGUCAAUGUUGUGAUAAUGAUAUCCAGCGAAGAAAUAGUAUGUCUGAGAAUAAGUCAAGUGAUAAUAAUAUAAGCACAAGAAGUCCGUUGCCACGGAUGGCCAAACCUGUCCGAAGAUGCCAAAGCUGUCGCACAACACCACUCAAGAGAAGUCCGAAUGACGACAACUUUGUCAAUACAUUCAGUGUUGACUUAAAACAAAUAAAAUCUCUGAGAGUUUUCUUUGGCGGAGAAGAAUUCGAUUCAAAUGGCAAGACAUCGAGUGCCGACACGACAAGUGGACAACUGGUUAUUGUAAGCAGAGAUUCGUUUUAUAAAGUAUUUCACUAUCAUUGCGGAGGUUUAGACAAACUGUUGAAUAUAUUGAACGGUUUAGACAUUUGGGACAAAUCUGAAACACCAAAAGAGACCAAUUAUUUACAAUUUUCUAUUUGUCGACCAAAACUAACAUCACUUGAAUGUCAUCCCGAAGAGAAACUUUAUUCGACAAUUGAUAAAAACCAAUGGAUGGAUAAUGUCAACGAAAUGGGACAAAUAAUUGACGAACAAUUACUUCGGAAAACUGUUUUCUUUGCUGGAGUUGAACCAUCACUUCGACGGCAUAUUUGGCCAUUUCUUUUAAAACGAUACGAAUUUGACUCAACGUAUUUGCAAAGAGAAUCAGAUAAUAGUCUUAAAGCCAUAGAGUAUGAAGAGAUAAGUAAAAAGUUGGAGACAAUGGAUAAAAGUCAAAGAGAUUGGUUUUGGAGAAAUGUUGAGAGUAUUGUUGAGAAAGACGUGCCGCGCACUGACCGGACAAAUCCGUUUUUUGCUGACGAGAAAAACGACAAUAUGAUGAAAAUGAAGAGAAUUUUAAUUAACUUUAGUCUUUAUUGUCCGCAAAUUGGUUAUACUCAAGGAAUGUCCGAUUUGUUGGCACCCCUUCUCUGCGAAAUUCAGGACGAAAUCAAUACAUUUUGGUGUUUCGUAUCAAUGAUGCGAUUGACUCGCUUUGUAUGCUCUCCUCGUGACUCGGAUAUGGAUUACAACCUAUCACUGCUUCGGGAACUGUUACGUCUAAUGUAUCCCCAAUUCUACGAACAUAUCAAACAUUUUUCUGACGACUUGGCCUUACUGUUCACUCAUCGAUGGAUUUUACUUUGCUUUAAACGUGAGUUCAUUGAAAGAGAAGCCCUUCAUAUCUGGGAGUCGUGUUGGUCUCACUAUCAAACCUAUUACUUCCAUUUAUUUAUCUGUUUGGCCAUUAUCUCCAUUUAUGGCGACGAUAUAAUGACAUAUAAUAUGGAUUCCGAUGAAGCGCUCUUCCAUUUCAGUACAUUAUCUAUGAAUAUGAAUGGAAAUCUAAUCUUAAGAAAAGCCAGAGGUUUGCUCUACGAAUUUACUGUUAGGCCAGUCAUUCCCUGUUCACUAAAAAGUCUGAUUAUAUUGGGUUCGGGUUCCGGUUGGGACAGCAAUAGUAGACAAGUGAUUGAAUGUGUCAAAACAGUACCCAAUCUGUCAAAUUGUUGUGCAAUUUGUAAGUGCAAUGUUGUUGAUCUAAAUGAUACAAAUAUUGGUUCAAAUUGA
Oppia nitens is the source of this 2103-nucleotide messenger RNA. RefSeq names its product TBC1 domain family member 16-like. Lineage: Eukaryota; Metazoa; Arthropoda; Arachnida; Sarcoptiformes; Oppiidae. Gene Ontology annotation, cellular component: early endosome. Gene Ontology annotation, biological process: activation of GTPase activity. The record is from RefSeq and is a predicted model, not a curated record. Gene Ontology annotation, molecular function: GTPase activator activity. The coding region runs from base 70 to 2103 and encodes 677 amino acids. The transcript has 2 exons.